Molecule: messenger RNA, 1293 nt
Organism: Tetrahymena thermophila SB210
Lineage: Eukaryota; Ciliophora; Oligohymenophorea; Hymenostomatida; Tetrahymenidae
Exons: 1
Source: RefSeq, a predicted model, not a curated record
AUGUCAAACUUAAUCAAAAAAAGAAAGGUGUUCAGUUCAGAAAGUGAAUCAGAAGAAGAGGAGUAGCUGCAAACUAGAAAGACUAUUAAACAAACUACUGGCUCGGAGCCAACUUUAGUCAAGAAGCUUAAAAAAUCUAGCGAAGAUCUUGAUGAUUUUGAGAAAAAGAUUGAAGUAGUUAAUUAAAUCAAUGCAAUCAAGAAAGAUAGCUUGAUGAAAUUCUUAGAAGAAGAAGAUCAAAAGCUCUCUACCAAGAAAAGACAGUUAAAGACCAUUUCUUAGCAGGAGGCUUAAGAUAUCUAAGAAGUCUUAAAGAAAGAAGAAGACGAUUUUGAUGAAAACAUUGAAAAUAAUGUCAAGCUAGAAGAAGAAGAAUAAGGCGAUGAUGAAUAAAGUGAUCUUGAGGAUUCUGAUAAUGAAAAUAUCAAAGAAAAUGUUAAAGUGAGACGCCUGCGUAAUCAAAGUUAUGAUCAAGACUCAACAAACGAUAAUAAAGAAAAUAGUUUCGAUGGACUUUAUUCCUUUAAGGAUGAUGAUGAUUUUUACAUCUAAGCCAAUAAAAAUCGCUAACAAGAAUCAUAGUAAGAAAAAGAUAUCAUUAAACUUGUUUAACAGAGAAAUGGAAAGAUAAUCAGUAGAUCCAGAGGCUAUAUUUUUACAGUGAUAUGCUUUAAAAAUCACGUUUUUGAUGCAGAUAGCGAAAAUAUCAUCAAAAAGUGGUGUCCUUAAUGCAAUAUUCUUCAUCAAGAAUUCGCUUAAUAUGCUUUAUCUCAAUAGGGAGAACUUGAAAGCCAAUUCUUUUAGCCAAAGUUAAAUUUCCGCUGCAAAUUUUAUCAUAGGUGGACUACAUCUGAAGCUAACUGCAUUAAGUAAAAAGUGUGGUGUCCCAAAUGUCCUGAAGUAUUGAAUCUUAUGAUCAAUCAUCAUCACAGAGGAUCCGUAAACGAUUAAGAAAGAAUAGAGUAAAUUUUUGAGUAAGCAGAAGUAAUUGCUGAUGGAUACUAAGUCACCAAUCCCUAACAAGAAAUAGCUUUUGAUCUUCUAAAAGAUAUUUAUUUCAUCAUCCUUGUUCCCUUACCGAUUUAUUCUAGAUAUCUUUAACGUUUUAAACUAGAAGAAUAAGCUAUUGAGUUCAAAAAGAAAUUAGCUCUGAUGCACCCAGACAACAACUCUCAUCCAUUAGCAGAGAAAGUAACAGAAAAGCUCUAUCAAAUGUUUGAGCAUCUGCUUGAGUCCUCUGAAGAUGAAGAGAGUGAUCAAAAAAGUGAAAAAAAAUAAUCCAACAAAUAAUGA